Molecule: messenger RNA, 1878 nt
Organism: Amyelois transitella
Lineage: Eukaryota; Metazoa; Arthropoda; Insecta; Lepidoptera; Pyralidae
Gene: CstF50
Product: cleavage stimulation factor subunit 1
Exons: 11
Coding region: 82-1383 (433 amino acids)
Biological process (GO): mRNA 3'-end processing
Cellular component (GO): mRNA cleavage stimulating factor complex
Molecular function (GO): protein binding; RNA binding
Source: RefSeq, a predicted model, not a curated record
UGUCAACAUAACCUCAAAGCGUCGUAUUCGCUGCCGGUAAAUUGUCUAUAUUUACGCAAUUUUCUUGCAAUUUAAUUAAAAAUGAAGGAAACAAGCACUGAUGUGGACACCAGGAAUGUUGUAAAGAAUAGAGAGUUGCUGUAUCGAAUGAUAAUCAGCCAACUUUAUUACGACGGAUAUCAGCCUAUAGCUGCAACUCUAUCCGCAGCGGUGCACGCCGACCCCCCGUGCCCACCAAGUGAUAGGCUUUUAAAUCUCAUGGUGGUGGGCCUCCAGCACGAGCCGGACCGCAAGGAUCGGCUGGCGGCGUCAAGUGGAGCUGAGCAUUUGCUUGGCACUACUGGAUUGGAUCUCGAAUUCGAAAUGGACGCGUCUUCGUUGGCCCCCGAGCCGGCCACUUACGAGACGGCGUACGUGACGUCACACAAGAUGGCGUGCCGCGCGGGCGCAUUCAGCGCGUGCGGGCAACUCGUCGCUACGGGCAGUGUGGACGCUAGUAUUAAGAUUCUGGACGUGGAAAGGAUGCUGGCCAAGUCGGCACCCGAGGAGGUGGAUCCUGGGCGGGAGCAACAAGGUCACCCCGUCAUCAGGACGCUAUACGACCACACAGACGAGAUAACAGGUCUGGAUUUCCACCCGAGGGAGCAGAUUCUAGUCUCGGCGUCGCGCGACUGUUGCAUAAAACUGUUUGAUAUCACAAAAGCGUCCGCCAAGAAGGCCUACAAGUCUAUAACUGACGCGGAACAAGUUUUGGCUGUGGCAUUCCACCCGCUCGGAGAUCACAUCAUAGCGGCUAGCACCCAUCCCGUGAUCCGCCUUUACGACGUCACCACAAGCCAGUGUUUCGUGUGUCCCGUGCCGUCGCAUCAUCACACUAAACAAGUCAACUCUAUCAAGUUCUCCCCGAACGGCAAAUAUUUCGCCAGCGGCAGCGCGGACGGCUCGGUGAAACUGUGGGACACUGUCUCGAACAGAUGUUUCAACACGUUCGUGAACGCCCACGACGGUGCCGAAGUGUGUUCCGUGGCGUUCACCAGGAACAGCAAGUACCUCCUAACGUCCGGUCUCGAUUCGUCCAUCAAACUUUGGGAGCUUGCGAGCAGCAGAUGUCUCAUACAGUACACAGGCGCCGGUACAGCUGGCAAGCAAGAACACAUAGCCCAAGCGGUUUUCAAUCACACGGAGGACUAUGUGAUGUUCCCUGAUGAAGCCACCACCUCCCUGUGCACCUGGCAUUCGAGGAGUGCCAGCCGGUGCCAGCUCAUGUCCCUGGGUCACAACGGAGCUGUGAGAUUCAUAGUACACUCUGGGACUGCGCCGGCGUUUCUAACAUGCAGUGACGAUUACAGAGCUAGGUUUUGGUAUAGGAGGAAUACUCAUUAGUAUUUAAUGUGAUUUUAUAACUACCCUCAUUUUUUUUCUUUUUCAUACUAAUGUAAUUAUUUCGUGAAAUUUUGGUUUUUAAUAUGCCGUGUGGUUCUCAGCACUUUAGAAUGGGACUCCAUAUUUUUAUAUGGAUGUCGUAAAGGUUGACUCAGGGAAUGGCUAAUAAACUUGGGAUUCUUAUCUUAUAGGCGAUGGGCUAGCAACCUGUCACUAUUUGAAUAUCAAUUCCAUCAUCAAACCAUACAGGUGAACGUGGCCGUUCAUUCUUUUCAAGACUGUUGGCUCUGUCUAUCCUACAAGGAAUGUAGAUGUGAUAUUUUAGUUUGGAAUGAUGGACACUUUUCGGUAUGUUUGGAACAGUGACAAUGUAUUCGCAGUUUUGACAAAAAAGUCAGAAAAAAAAUUGUAUGUAACUAAAAAGUUGUAUCUAUUGAUUUUAAAAGAAAGUUUAAAUUUUCAAAGUAAUUGUUAAGAUUGUAUUUUAGGAUACGA